CGUUGAACUUCAACCGUGACGCUGUCAAUGUCAGGGUUGCUUCUCGUCACACUGCCGCCAUGGCCAACGGCCAGAAGAUUAGGAUUGCCGCCCGACUUCGACCUCGACUGAGCGGGGAGGUCGACGACGAUGCUAUCAAAAUAUGCCACUCUUUGGACGAUACUGGCGCCUCAAGCAGCUCGGCCGCUUGUCAAAGUUUCAUCACUGUACCCAAUCCAGCGAAUGCUGCCCAGAUUUUCAAGUUUCCUUUCUCAAGCUGCUACGACCAGACAUCCACUCAGGAGGAGAUAUUUCGGAAUGACGUCGAACCAUUAGUCGACGUAGUGUACAACGGCGUCACAGUGACUAUAUUUGCAUAUGGGGUUACUUCCUCCGGCAAGACCCAUACCAUGCAAGGGACGAAAUCUGAACCGGGUGUCAUCCCUCGUGUUGUCAGAUCUCUCUUCGAAAAGAAAGCCGCCCUAAACCACCCCGAUACCCAGCUCUCCGUCUCUUAUAUGGAAAUCUACAAAGAUGAGGUAUACGAUCUCCUGGUCACCCGAGAGAAUGCUCCCAAGUUGCCUGUCCGCGAGAACGGCGCUGGGCAGGUCUUUGUUGCGAAUCUGUCAUCUAUCCCCCUUCAGUCCGUUCAAGACUUUGAUAGCAUCUACGCUCGAACGACAAAACAGCGCUCCGUAGGAGCAACGAAAUUAAACCAUGCGUCUUCCCGGUCACACGCCGUCCUCACGAUUGAGGUUACCAUGACAGAUCAUCAGCAGCAUAGAACUGUAACCGGGAAAAUGAAUCUUGUAGAUUUGGCAGGCUCCGAGAACAAUAAGCUUACGGGCAAUGACGCGUCUCGGAUGCAAGAAUCUGCUGCCAUCAACAAAUCACUAAGUGUCCUUGGCCAAGUAGUUCGCAAUCUCAAUACUGGGGAAACGCGCAUACCGUUUAGAAAUUCAAAACUUACUCGAAUCUUGCAAGAUGCUCUUGGUGGUUCAUCUGUUGGACUACUCAUUUGUAACGUCGCGCCCGGCAUAAAAUUCAGGAAAGAUACCCUCAAUACCCUAAACUUUGCUGUAAGCGCUAAGAACGUCGAGAAUAAACCUGUCGUCAACGAACGCGAUUCGCGCCCUGCGCCGAAACCACAUUUUGCGGCACUAACAACACAACAUACGGUUCCGAAACUUGCUCAAAUCGCUGUACCUGCCCCUGCCCCACCAGCCCGAGCUUCUGGGUCGCAAGUGCCUCGUUCUCGGACCUCAUUGCUGCCUAAGCCACGUGCUUCAACAUUCGGAAGUGCUAGUUUCCAGCCCUUCACGGUGUCCUCGGGGUCACAAGACAGAAUAUCAGCCGAAGGAGAUCGCUCUGCCAGUAUGGGGCUUGGCCUCACUGACAAGGAAAUUGAUGAAAAGAUAUCCAAAGCGGUGGAGGCGGAAGUUGCUCGGAUACUAGAGGAGCGAGAGAAGGGGAGACUAGAGAAGGAAAAGGAAAAGGAAACAAGGAUGUCACCUGGAUCUGGCCGACAUAAGUCUAGGUCACCUAAGAAAGAGUCGGCUCCUCUUCCAUCAGGCGUGCUGACGCCCCUUCUGAAGCGGCAUAGAGACCUCGAUGAUGAGUUGAAAGCCCGGCUCCAGGAACUUGAGAGGAAGUUUGAACGUGGUAACAAAGAAACCGCACUGGCCGAUGCGCUGUCCCCUGUGUCUAGGAAGAAAACAGGCCGGGCGUAUGUUGCCCUCGCAAGGGCUCAUUCUGAUAAGGGUGAUCUUCAAGUAGCGCUAGAUCUUUACCGAAAAGCCGAAAGCUAUGUUCCGGAUAACAUCAAGCUAAAAGAGAGGAUCAUCCAAAUUGAAUGGGCUGUGGAUCAUGCUCAGCCAUAUGUACCAUCGCCAAAGAAGACCAAGAAGAAAAAAGAGAAGGUGAAAAUGAAGGAGGAAUGCCCUAUGUCCGACGAACAGAUGGAUGUGGAUGCAGUAGCUGAGGCGCUUGGAGCAGAGUUUGGAACGGAGCUGACGAACAUGGAGAUUCGCCAGGACCAAAGUCCCGGAGAGCGAUCUUCCAAGCGAAUCCGGGAACAAGCGAUCGAUGACGGCACUCCUGCGAAGAGGCCGAGAAAGGCGAAGAAGGCUGCUGUUAUAUAUAGCAGUGAUGAGGAGUAUAUCCCAGUUGCGCCUGUGAAGAGAAGUAGGCGGAAGGCUGCGGCGGCGUGAUGGGGCAGCACUCGUGAGAGCGGCCAAGAUAUCGAAGUUAUUGUGCAAGUCGAACGGUGCGGUGAUUUCUUUCGACGGGUGUUUCUAUCAUUGUUACGGGUUUCCACCAAUCACACAUUUUCUUUUUGAUUUACAGUAUAAUAAUCUCUGCAAUGUUGGAAUAUCAUCUGGACUUUUGCCG
This is a messenger RNA of Desarmillaria tabescens, 2370 nucleotides long. Its product is annotated as kinesin-like protein. Lineage: Eukaryota; Fungi; Basidiomycota; Agaricomycetes; Agaricales; Physalacriaceae. The record is from RefSeq and is a predicted model, not a curated record. Gene Ontology annotation, biological process: microtubule-based movement. The transcript is spliced from 14 exons. The coding region runs from base 60 to 2189 and encodes 709 amino acids. Gene Ontology annotation, cellular component: microtubule; kinesin complex. Gene Ontology annotation, molecular function: plus-end-directed microtubule motor activity; microtubule binding; ATP binding.